This is a messenger RNA of Lithohypha guttulata, 1212 nucleotides long. RefSeq lists its product as uncharacterized. The coding region runs from base 1 to 1212 and encodes 403 amino acids. The record is from RefSeq and is a predicted model, not a curated record. Lineage: Eukaryota; Fungi; Ascomycota; Eurotiomycetes; Chaetothyriales; Trichomeriaceae. Gene Ontology annotation, molecular function: protein binding. The transcript has a single exon.
AUGACAUCUCUUCACGACCUUCCCGACGAACUCUUGCGGCUCAUCUGCGAAUAUGUCCAAGAACACACAGCUCUACGCGAUCUGGGCUUGGUGUCGCGAAAGUAUCAUGCCAUCACAUUACCGUACAUAUGCAAGCAUGUAGACACCCGCAGGAUAUCUGUCCCACAGCUUAUCAAUUGCCUGCACAAGAGACCUGAAGUUGGACAAGGCAUUCACGCGCUUGACAUAGGCGACUGGCCAGCCUUGAACGAUAGUCAAGAUCAGGUAAACAAAAUUUGCACGAAUGUGCUCGCCGACAGGAGUACCUAUGGCAAGCAUCUAUCAUCAUAUAUCAAGAAAGAAACGAGCACCUCACGUAUGCUGUUACGAGCUCUGCUAGUGUUAACACCCAAUGUUGAGGUAAUCAAUUUCCACAUCACUCCUUACAACACCUUCUCUUACACUACAAUGUGUGCACUGGCCUCCUUUAUCACAUCAUUCCAAUUCUUGGAAGAGAUCAAUGUAUCUCACGAAGAAGGAGGUCUCGAGUUCAGCAUGGAGUUGUAUUGUCCUUUGUUGAAUAUAGCGCGAGCUCUUUCAAAAUUGACCAUCUCAAAUUGUGUAUAUGCGGAACUAGAAGAUCUUCCAAGGGGAAGCUACCCUCAUCUGCGCGAACUGAGGCUGAAGUCUGUGAAGCUUUAUGGACCUCAGCUCAUAUGGAUCAUGAGGGCAUGCUCUCGCCUAGAGAUCUUCGAAUAUGGGACAGAUCAUGAUACCAAGUUCUGGAUGACACCACAACAACUAUCUACGGCUCUUCAACCCGUGAAGAAUUCCUUGAAGACAUUGAUCAUCGAUCUGACAGCGCAAGACAAGCUUUUCCGGGGCAUUGACCCAAUCAAAUCUCUUCGCGAGUUCACUCAACUCGAAGAACUUGUUCUCUCGCAAGAGGACAUCGUCGAUAAUACAAACAUACAAGUUCGUGAAGAAUACCCAGACCUUAUCAGACCAUUCUUUGUCACCAUGCGAAAUCCUAUAGCUGACAAACUGCCUACAUCACUACGAACCUUGCAAGUCAAAAACACAGACCAGACGUUUGACUAUGAACUGGGCAAGCUUGCGAUGGUGGUAGAGUCAGACCUGCCGCAUCUCAAGCUGAUCAGGGUUGAUCACGACUUUGGCGAGGAUGCGGAAGUAAUGUUCUCCUUUGUCGGGGUGUUUCUGCAGCUCCUCUAG